Molecule: messenger RNA, 1043 nt
Organism: Misgurnus anguillicaudatus (oriental weatherfish)
Lineage: Eukaryota; Metazoa; Chordata; Actinopteri; Cypriniformes; Cobitidae
Source: RefSeq, a predicted model, not a curated record
CAUUUACACCAACCGCGCUAGAGGCGUGAAGCGCGAGUGAUUUCAAUGUUAAGUCAAUGUGCAGACGCGUUGACGCGCGUCAGGAGGUCCCGCGGCGCGGAAGAGGCGUUCGGCGCGAAGCGGAAGACGCGUUUCCGCCUCAUUCGCGCGUGAAGCUCGCGCGAAAGGCGCGAAUUGAGCGUUGUGCGCGGUACGCGCGAUACACGCGAAUGGGGUUUUUGUGCAUUUUGCAGUUCACGCGAAUUUGCGGCUGACGCCCGAGUUGAAAAAUUUGAACUUUGGCGGAAUUUCGCGCCGCGUUAACCAAUCAGGAGCCUGCUUGCUGCUGUGGCGACAGACCCGCCCAUAGUCAUUCAUUCAAAAUGGAGGAAAGGCUGAUAUUGUCCGUGAGCGGUCACCUGGGGAUAUAUGAUACAACUUCGUAUUUCUACAGAGACAGAAUCAAAAAGGACCUCGCUUGGAAGAGUGUCAGUGAGGAGAUUGGCCAACCUGAGGACAUCUGCCGAAAGAAGUGGAAAAGUCUCAGGGACACGUACCUCAAGGAGAGGAAGAAGGAGAUGGAGAAGAGGAGUGGGUCAGCAGCAGGGUCGGGGAAGAAGUGGAAGUACUCCCAGAUCCUGGGAUUCCUCGAGCCCUUCGUUACCCCACGGGAAACCAGCAGUAACAUGGGAGGGGUCGAGGCCCAGGUCAUGGAGUACAACCACCCCAGGGACCAGGGGGACAGUGAAACAGAGCCAACAGAAAUGGAUAAGGCGGAUCCAAGGUCCCCUGACGCUUCUCCUGUCUCCCCAGUCCCUGGUCCUUCACCCCCUGCUGCUGCACCCACAGGACAACAGAGGAGGAGAGCCACCCGGAGGCCCCGUGAUGAUCCUUCAGAGGUGGAGCAGACGCUGUUGGAGCUCCUGAGGCAUCCUCCAGCCCCCCCAACACCACCCCCACCAACACCACCCCCACCCCCCCCCCCCCACCAGCGUCUGAACACUUCCUCCUCAGCCUUCUGCCUUUCCUGCAGAGCAUGCCGCCUCAUACCAAAGAAAUGGUGA